GCGAGAAGAGCGCUGUGUCGGUGGUUUUUCUCCUCAGUCGGCAGGUCGUGACAGCAGGUAUACGGUCGUGAAUAAGGCAGGUCGUGAGACUGCCUUUUAUCGUCAUGAUCCGGCUACUACUUCUCCUGGCAUCGCUAGUCACCCUUGUCUACAUGUCCUCGAUAAGGGAUUCCAACAGAUUUCUUGACAUCAUUCUCGAAGACAAGAUCCCACCACAGAUAAGGAGCCUCAAGCAUGUUUACCCGUUCGUAAAGGUCCCCGAGUUCAAAUUCAAGAUAAAGAGCACCGGAAUCACGAACAGGGAACUCAAGGUGAAAGUGAAGAACGGAGUGCUUCGCGGACUGGACACUGGUGUUCGUCGAGUUGGAGAGUGUCAACCGCCCGUUCUCAUCAGCGGCAAUGUCACCAUUUCCUGCAUACUUGAAUUAAAGGGAAUCAACGCCUCGUUCAUGGUUGAGGUGAAGGGCGACACACUUGUGCGAAAGGAGAAAACCGUUCCUGUCAACGUCACCGUUGUGGACACCGUGGGGCACUUUGCGGCUACAGCCUAUCCAGGCCGUCCGGGGGCGCUGCGCACUUUUCACAUCGAAAAACUGCUCUUCCACACAGUUUCCGACCGGCGCCUCAGUCUGAACUCUGAGCGGCAGCGCAGCUUCAACAGCGAGAUGGAACGAAACCUGCACUCUAUCAUAUACGACCUCUUCUAUACCGACUACAAGCGCGCCCUGGAAAAAGUUAUCGAGUCCAUGCCUUUUCCAAGCGCCUGAGCAGAGAUUAUCAGUUGUUUGAUAUGCCGAAGCUGGUACUACUUAUUGGGCGUCAGUUGUUGUUGUGGCCUGGAAAUCUGGCUCACAGUGUGGGUGACGUGUAUAUCGCCCUUCCCCGUAACAUUAGUCUCUUUUCAGUUAUCGAAACCCAACGGCGCUAUUAGGGCAUUCCUGUUGUUUCGAGCUGGUCCUUUUCUGAACAAGGUUCAUGACGCAUGAAUAUCACUAUAGUGACAUCAGCGCUUAACGUCUCGGCAGAACUUGCUGCUACGUUUUCCCAAAGAACUGCGUCAGGCCUGCAUUAGAUAACUGUGGUAGUUAUCAUACGAGGCACCAUAAAAACCAAUGUUUGCUUGUUUCUCUUUCUCCUACACUAUACAAUAUACAAAAGUAAUUAGGCUACGAAAUGUGCAGGAAACAACAUUAUUAUAAACCAAACAGAAUUACUGCAAGUAUAUAUGUCUGCCUUCUAUUUUCGUUAGAAGUUGUGCUGAUCAAUGACACUUAAAAAUAAGUAGGUCCUCAGCGAAUAUUUGCAGUAAAAUUGUCGGGCGUCACCAUGGCGAUAACGUAUGAUGGCUCGAUGAAGCGCGGCGUCUUCAUUGUCACGUUGCUUUGUUUGCCGGUGCAGCCGUCGCCUACAGUAAUGGCAUCGACUCUGGACAUUAUAACGCGCUGGAAGGAGGCGGUAUUGUUGAGCAUUAAAGGUUGUGGCCCGCAGUAGCUUGCCACGGUUCUAUAUAGUCAGGGAGAUUGUAGGUCGUGAACAAGGUGAAGACUGAUACCGAGUAUAUUGUGCUGGUGCUAUAAAGCGAUGUUUGCUUAUCUGCUGCUUGCGAUCCAAGGAUUGCCCUGCGGUUCAUGGCACCAUGCUACGAGCUUUUGAACAUUUUGUAUUCUGUUUUGAUGCGAAAGCGUAAAAUGGCUCAUUGAGCGAUAAAGCCGGCGUCCCGCGUCUAUAGCAAUAUCUAAAUUCUCAUUAGCCGCGACGCCACGUCAUGAACGCGCCUCGAUGGAGUACCAUUGGCCGCGACGCAACGGCACGAGCGGGCAUCGACGGAGCAAAGCGGGCGAAAAGGAGCACCUGCCGCGCACCAGGUGUUGCGUGAGGGGAGAGGGCAUCGUCGCGACGCCAAACAAAGGCAUUGCACCAAAUCACCCUCACUCUCGCAAGCCUGUGUUAUCCGUGCUGCUCCUUGUCCGCGCAAACUUUCGCCUGCGUUCUAACUGCGCCUCGGUAAGGUCAAAUCAAGAUGUGCCAAGUGUCUCGACGUGCUCACUUGACCGCGAGUUCAUAACUCGCAAUACCUCCGAGCGGCGUUCAAUAGACAUUAAUGCUUUAGUAUUCACGAGUCACAAGAAGUGCUUAAGUGUCCUGAGAUUUAUUUUUCUCGUGCAGAUAUGACUGCUACCCGUGGCUUUUGGAGAAUUUAAUAUUGUGGAGUGUACAUACCCUCUCUCGCCAAAGAUUAUAUGAUUCUUUGUCAUGUUUUUGAAAGAGACGGACUUGGUCAAGUGGCUGUGACAGUGAUGUCACGUACCACGCAAGUGGGACGGACUGUAACUGACGAUUUGUGUGCUGUGCUAUGUGCUCCCUCUCUCUCUCUCUUCUCCCCAUCUUUCAUCCCCCCCACCCCGCUCCCAUGUGUAGGGUAGCAAACGAGUUGAGCUAGACUGGUUAACCUCCCUGACUUUUCUUCUCCACUUUUUCGUUCCUUCCUUCCUUCCUUGUCAUGUAGUCGUUGCCUCAGCAACGCGCGCAAGGAAAUAGUUCGAAGUUGGUUUAAUAAUUAGCAAGCCAGCGAGAAAGUGAGAGACGCAGAGACGUAUCAGCUUGAUCAACAUGACAACAAACAAUAAAUUGAGCCCAUAUGGUCGUU
Dermacentor andersoni is the source of this 2647-nucleotide messenger RNA. RefSeq names its product salivary anticoagulant protein P23-like. NCBI's taxonomy places the organism in Eukaryota, Metazoa, Arthropoda, Arachnida, Ixodida, Ixodidae. The record is from RefSeq and is a predicted model, not a curated record.